CUCAAAAUCUUCCAAGUUUACGAUGCGUUCUUUCUCACACUUCUGAAACUUACUGCCUUUAGUCAAAUGGAAAACCAAUUUUCUUUGUGGGACGUGGUUUGGGCGAGAGCAAGGAAGCCUAAAAGCGAGAUUUUCUGGCCAGCGCAGGUUAUUGAAGGGAUCAGUACACCUACUCGUAGCAGGUCAUCUAAGAAAAUUAUUGCAUCUGUUAGAUUCCUAGGAGAAAAUACUGAAGAAGAUGUCAAAAAUCCUAAAGACAUAAAGAGGUGGGACUGUGAGGAGCAACCUGCUUUUAUUCAGAAAGGAAGAAGUUCACUUAAGGAUUCCAAUGCAAAAAUAGCCUUCAACAAAGGAAUUAAAGAAGCCAGGAAACUAGUAAAAGAAGAGAAUAAUAAUGCUGAUAAGGAAGAAAAAACAAGUGCCAUUUCAACACCGGUAAAAUUUGUAGAUGAUAAAGCAAUACCUUUGUCAGCAAUAAGUCCCCAAAAAAGAUGUAGAAAGCGUCCAGCAGAACAAGAAGCAACAGGGUUUAAUGACAAUAUAAAUCAGGAUMAAGCUUGCAGAAAUAUUGAUUUUGAAGGCACUUGUUGCAGUACUAGGAAAAGUCCAAGGAAACUGUCUGCUUCUUAUACAACAAAAAAAGUUUGUAAUGGCACAACAAGCAAUAAAAACAUUUCCAAUGGUUCAGAAGGCAAUUUAUCACAGAGAAAAAGUCCAAAAAACCCACCUGAGAAAGUUAUUGCAAAAAAGUCUAAAUCUUUUAAAGAGAAGAGUAAUCGAGGGAAAAGAAAAAGAGAGAAAUCACCAAAGAAGGACAGUUUAAGCAUACUUUGUGAAGAUUUGCAACAAGGUUGUUUAGACUCAAAUACUGACACAAAAUUAGUCUUAGAUAACAGUGUAAAACAAAAAGCAACAAAACAACUUUUUCCAGAGAUGGACACUGAAACUACRUCUUAUAACUGUGAUGAAAUUCAUAUUGAAAAUGGACAUGGUAUAAAUUUAUCAAAUGGUGAGGAGACUGCCAAGAAAACUGAAGAUUCUGACUCUGAUGAAAGUUCAGAUAGAGAACUAAUGGAAACUGUUCUUGAUUCUUCGCCAAGCAGCAAAAAUUUGAAGUUUGCAUUGAAUGAUGUUGUUUGGGCAAAGCUUAAUCGAGAUCCWUACUGGCCUGCCGUGGUGAAAAGAAUUCAAAAAAAGCCCAAGAAGAUUUAUGUUAAGUUUCUUGGAUGUAAUGACAAACGAAGUUUUUCCUGCAACAAACUACAGCCUUUUGCUUGUGAUGCUGAUAAACGUCAAGAAUUUAUUAGUGAGUGUUCCAAACAUGAUCCAUCUUAUUUUCAAAAUGCUUUUACUGAGGCUGAAGAUCUUGUAAGAAAGAAAGCUCUUGGAAUAAGCAUUGAACCAGAUGAUGAUGAAGAAUUUGAAAUGGUCGACACAGAAGAACCAAAAGCUCAGGAACAAGAGGAAAAAGUAUCAACUUCUUAUGAAUUAACUGAAAUCCCAGAGGAAGAAAGUAAAGAUGUGAGAAGAUCAAAAAGAUCAAAAAAACAAGUUUCCAAGUAUAAUCGAGACAUGUUAUCUUACAUCAGAGAAGCAAAGCCAAUACUCAGAGAAAUAUUAGAAGAGAAACGGCCUUGUGAAAGACACAAAAUAUUUACCACAGGAAGAUCAAAAGAAAGGUCAUCUUUAAAACGCAAGUCUGGCUUUGGUCCAAUAUCUGACUCAGAUUUGGAACAUGAAAUUGGGGAGAUAUUGACAGAAUUUUACAAUGAAGUUUCAAGCAAGAAAAAUGAUUUUUCACAAACUUCUUAUGUAAUGGAUGUUUGGUUGCCAGAAGCAAUUAUAUUCGCGAUACAGAAAAUUGAUUGUGUUGAUCGCAAGAAAGCAGAAUUGAUAUUCAACAAGGGAACAAGUGAAUAUUGUGAUUUYGCCCAUGAGGAAUUAAUCCAUCAAUUUAAAGAGAAACCACUUUCAGACGAAGACAGGCAGGCUGUUAUUGAAAGAGCUGAAAGGCAUAUGCAAACUAGAAACUAAAUUGGAUUUUCUCAAUUCUUCCAAAAAGUGUUAUUGCAAAAUCAUUUAUGUUGUGGUACUAUGGAUGAAUGCAGAAUAUUACAAGUUUAAUUUGGUACUGAAUACCAAAGUGUGUUAGAUGAUACAAAUGAUAGUUCGAGCUGUG
Molecule: messenger RNA, 2179 nt
Organism: Exaiptasia diaphana
Lineage: Eukaryota; Metazoa; Cnidaria; Anthozoa; Actiniaria; Aiptasiidae
Product: PWWP domain-containing DNA repair factor 3A
Exons: 13
Coding region: 67-2034 (655 amino acids)
Source: RefSeq, a predicted model, not a curated record